This is a messenger RNA of Folsomia candida, 1589 nucleotides long. RefSeq lists its product as uncharacterized. Gene Ontology annotation, biological process: dolichol-linked oligosaccharide biosynthetic process. Gene Ontology annotation, molecular function: hexosyltransferase activity. Lineage: Eukaryota; Metazoa; Arthropoda; Collembola; Entomobryomorpha; Isotomidae. The transcript is spliced from 4 exons. Bases 141 to 935 code for a protein of 264 amino acids. The record is from RefSeq and is a predicted model, not a curated record.
ACUUUUAUGCUUCUAAAUCACAUUUGGGUCACGUCAACGUCACUAAAUAAUAAAAUACGGAUAAAAAACUGCAGCGACAAAAUAUACUGACUGCUGGAAAUUUCGAAUUGUUUUUUUUAAACCAAGUCAAAAAUUGUGGAAUGAAGAGACGUAAAACCUCCGCAACCACGGAAAGAACACUGCGCAAAGUCAGGGCCAAAGUCCCUGCUGUGACGACCACUGCCACCGCGGGUGGCACUCAAUCAUCGGACAAGACAAAAAUGGCGACGAAAAAUUGUCCUCAGUGCAGCAAGCAGGUUCCUGUUGCAUGCAAGAAAUGCGGGUGUGGCCACGUCUUUUUUGCCACGAGAAGAAGUGCAACAUCCACAAAUCGUGAGAAUAGUGAGGAGGCUGACGACAUGCCAAUCUCGCCAACAGAGUCGCAAUCCGAAUUAAAGCCAACGAGAAGGUCGGGACGGGUGACGAGGGAGAGGCCCAAUUUUUAUGAUGCUCUUCAGUAUGAGAAUCAAACUAGGAGGCAAAAGCAGCUCCUAAGGCAAUCGAAGCAGGGUAAAUCUGAAGACCAGGAAGAUGGGUCGGACGAUGGCGACUUGAAACCACAAUCAAUUCGCACUCAACUAAGUCAUGACAAGUCGAUAAAGGAGGGGAAAACGGGAGAGCCAAAGAAGCGCAGAGGUCGCCCACCAGGAAUUACUGGUCGCAAGCCUAACCAGGGUUAUAAAAUCACGUCUACUACACCGGCAGGGAAAGGUGUGAAGCCUUCCGGGGUAGGAAAUGAGAAGGGUCCUGACUCUCCAAACAGCGAUGCGGCACGUGAAGCAGCCGAUAAAGCUUUAAUAUUGAGCAUUUCUCCGGAAAAGGCUUUACAAUUUCACAUUGUGCUUCAGGACAUUAACAGCAAGAUUGGCAGGGUUGGUUGGAGGGCACAAGAAUAGAGAGGUAACAUGAGACCCAAUUUACGGAUAAAAUCAACCUGCCUUUCGAAUCACAAGACUGUGGUAUGUUGUUCUCUAAUCAACAUAACCAUUUUAAAUAAUUGUCAAAUAAUUAUUGUUAUUUUCUCUGGAGGUUCAGUACAGAUCUGUCAGAUAUGUAUUUGUAUGAAUAUAAUGUAAUAUCUCACCUCAAGAGGCCUUUAAGCAUUUCACCACGUGUAGCUAAUAUUGGUCGAUAUAUACCUCGUGAUUAUAAUAUCACAUCAAGUCAUUGGCAUAAUUUGAUAACAAAAUGAUCUAACAUUCCGUAUUUUGAGAUUCACAAUGUUAUACUUGUUUUUUGUACUUUUUCGUUCAUUCUCUUGUACUGUUAAUCAGAGAAUUAUUACAUAUAUGACCAGGUAACUACUAGGCUAGACUAGAAAUAUAUUGUUACAAUUUUCAUCGACAGCAAAUUAUGAAAGCAUUAUUUUUUCAAGCCGCACACAGCUUAUGGAAUAUGACACAUUACAAUAUAAUGAAUUAUAUACAGAUUUCAUAGCAUUAAUUUAUGAAAAGGUGUAUCAUGAAUUUUCUCAACAUGUAACUUUAAUAACGGAUGUUUAGAAUGUUGAAUAAAUUGGAAGAGGAGUCGAGACACGAGUAAUAAUUUAA